UCACCUGGUAGCAAUAUCGUCGAUUUCAGGACUUUUCUGCUGAUAUUUUCGUGGUUUUCCUGCUCUAAUUCAGGAUGACCUCUUGUGAUUCGGGGGUACAGGUGAACGACGAAUGUAUCGCGGAGUGGGAAGCCCUAAAGCUGCGUUCGGCCUGGCGUUACAUUUUAUACAAACUUUCUGAUGACAUGACCCGAAUUGAAAUUGACAAGAAGGGCGGCGUAAAUAGCUCGUAUGAAGACUUCAUAGCCGAUCUACCAGCCCAUAGCCCAAGAUAUGCUGUGUUCGAUAUGCAUUAUAUGCUACAAGAUGGGACCUCAAAGAGGGACAAGCCCUUUUUCUUAUCAUGGGUUCCAGAAACGUGUAAAGUUAAAGAAAAAAUGAUAGCCGCUUCAAGCAAGGAGGGAAUUAAGAAAAAAUUGUGUGGAUGCCAAUUCGAAUUCCAAGCCUCCGAUUUUGAUGACCUGGAUCAGGAGGAUAUAAUUAACAAAAUAUCAAGGAAUCGACAGACAUAAUUUCAGGAGUUGGUCCUAAUGCACUGGUUUGAAGGAGGCUGACGUGCUUGGACGAGUCAUAUGUUUCAUCGGCAGUAAAUGGGAACUCCCCUUCAUAAAAUACCUUAGGCCUAGCCAGAAUUUUCAGAGGGGGGGGUCGUUUUUAAAAAAUACAGGGCAAUUCAUUAUCAUUUCAAAUAGCUUUUGAAAUUUUCCCAGUCAAUUCCGACAAUCUUUUCCCCGGGGGUCGUUUGCACCCCUCUUGACUCUACCUUUACAAACUGAUCCAUGAAAGCAGUAUCUAGUGUAAAAUUAAACUCGACAUGAAAAAAAAAACCUAGCCAAUGGUUUUCCAUAAAAUUAUAAAUUUCAGGGACGGAUCCAGGAGUUUAAGAAAGGCGUAGAUUUCUUCAAAUUUGUUUGUUCAAUAAGGCUCUCUGGUUCUGAGUCUUAAGUGCAUCUUCAGUGUCUGGUCAUUUCACGGAGAAUGCUUUGAACGGCCUAGUCUUGUCUUUGGGGUCAUUUUGUUAUAUGCAAUAGCAUAGUUUCACAAUAGCAUUCCGCGAAGUUACUAUUUAUAGCUCACAAGGUCAUUUGCAUAAGAUAUUGAUGACGUUUUAGUCACGUGACAGUCGGACAUCGACACUUAUUUCUACGCAUUUGAGCUUAUUUCAAAGUCAAUAAUCUUUGACCCUGCAUUGUUUUUAGCAUGAAUGAUACCAUAGAGUCAGAGAGAGAAAUAUUCAGAACAAUUAUGUAGUAUUUCCAACCCUUGGACAUGUGCCAGAUUGAAUCUAUAACUGCCCUAGUUAGAAAGCCUGAAUCCAUUACGAAACCGCAUGUUUGUCCGACAUUGCCUGUAAUUCAGCGAUGGGGAAAUAGAGGGCAGCAGCUUCAGUGACGUCAUCUUCGCAGAAUGCUAUUUGAAACUAUCAAUUUGUAUCGAAUACUCAAACUGCAACAGUAUUUUUUGGAUUCAUAAUUCAUGAAGCAAUAUAGAUUGGAAUGUGAUACACUUUUAAAGUAUUAAUUUGUACUAAUAAUCAAAUCGCAACAGUAUUUUGGACUCGCCAUAUCAUGAAGCAAUAUAGAUACUAGGAAUGUGAUAACAAGAGACUUUCUACAACGCUGGUUUCAAAGCUUUAUAAGAUAAUCAUGAUCUUUUAUAAAUUUGUAUUAAUUUUUUUGGUGCGAUUUUGUACUGAAUUUUCAUUUACUGGUAAUACUGAACUUGAACACAGAUCAACAAACUGGACUGGAUAGUUACGAGUGACUGUAUUCUUUUUAUAUAUUCUAAUGGAUCGAUUUUUAAUCAUCUUGUAACAACAGUAUCUUAUUAUCAUUUGCCAUCUGUACUUAGUAGUAUGAAAGGGACUCGCCGUUCGUAAUUACUGGUGCUCCAGAUAAAUAGAAAUGCAGUAAUACGCAAUGACGCAGUUCAGUUAUUAUUGACGCAAUGCAGUUAUUAUGCAUACGAAUUUGCUGAAAUGUGGUAUUUAAAGUAGUUGUAUACCUGUCUACACAUGGCAUUGUUGAAAUUGAUAAUCAGUACGUUUUUACACAAUUUGAAAUUUUCAAAUUCAGUUACUAAUUUCAAAUAUUUAACGAGCAGCGAUGGCCUUUAAUAGCAAUACUCACUUCAUCCUGGAGAAUAUUUUUUGUUGUAGUCAAUGGCCCAUUGUGUCAGAGGGACUGAAAAUAUCGGUAAAAGGUCUGUGAUUCGGAGUAAGCCACGAGUUAAAAAUCAUAUCGCUCCUCUACUUUACGCGACUCAAACUUUAAAGUCUAUGACUUGUUUUCUGUACUUGUGUCACAAACUUUACAGUGCCACAGUAUUUCUCAUGUUCGAAGCAUAGGCUUGGAACGUAACCGUAGGCUUGGAACAAAACCUUCCAAACUGGACCGGUCCCACCAUUCAGUAUUUUUUAGUCUGCAUAGUAUACUCGAAAGCUGAAUCAAACUUUCUAUGAUGAUUUUUGAUGUGCCAUAUUUUAUUUGUGUGUUUUUUAACAGUACUCAUUGAGAUUUUUUGUUUUUGUUUCUUUAUUUCUUUAUAUAUUGAACCAGCUUGAUUCUAGUCACUGAUUCAAGGUGAACUGUCCAGACUCCGAGACUGGUGUCUGAACAAAUGAUGUGAUUAUGUAACCACUGAUGAAUGGGCAUAAUAAUGUUCUGCUGAAGCAUUUUAUUUCAGUGCACAAUCACACUUUGAACUUGAUCUGAAUACUUUAAAUUUUUUUACAUCAGAUAGGUUAUCAGAAAUAUAUUUGGUUGUGUUUAAGUUUGUUUGCUCUUUAGAUGUGCCAGAGUAAUUGCAUUUACGCAGUGGAGCAAGCUUGUUGCACAAUUUUAGCGUGAAUGUACACUAUAUUGCCAAACUCAUUUUGUAUGCUGAUGAAUCUCAAUAAUAAAUGUAUCAAAACUGUUUUGAAA
Molecule: messenger RNA, 2924 nt
Organism: Lineus longissimus
Lineage: Eukaryota; Metazoa; Nemertea; Pilidiophora; Heteronemertea; Lineidae
Product: actophorin-like
Exons: 2
Coding region: 75-512 (145 amino acids)
Biological process (GO): actin filament depolymerization
Cellular component (GO): cytoplasm; actin cytoskeleton
Molecular function (GO): actin filament binding
Source: RefSeq, a predicted model, not a curated record